Messenger RNA from Pundamilia nyererei, 734 nucleotides. RefSeq names its product LSM1, U6 small nuclear RNA associated (gene lsm1). Gene Ontology annotation, molecular function: mRNA binding. Gene Ontology annotation, biological process: deadenylation-dependent decapping of nuclear-transcribed mRNA. The transcript has 4 exons. Gene Ontology annotation, cellular component: Lsm1-7-Pat1 complex; P-body. NCBI's taxonomy places the organism in Eukaryota, Metazoa, Chordata, Actinopteri, Cichliformes, Cichlidae. The record is from RefSeq and is a predicted model, not a curated record. Bases 168 to 569 code for a protein of 133 amino acids.
CGAAGGGUUAAAUGCUUACAGGAAGUUCAUCCCUGGCGUGUAUAAAGACGCUUCCUGUGCUAAUUUUGUGAGAAACAUGUAUUGAAACAUUAAUGGCUUGACGGUAUAUACAGAUAUAAGACUCAAAUAAGAAGAAGAAGAAGAAGAAGAAGCAGCAGCAGCACAAGAUGAACUACGUACCAGGGACGGCAAGCCUCAUUGACGACAUCGAUAAGAAGCACCUGGUGCUGCUCCGAGAUGGAAGAACAUUGAUUGGUUACCUGAGAAGCAUUGAUCAGUUUGCCAAUUUAGUUUUUCACCAGACAGUUGAGCGCAUCCAUGUGGGAAAAAAGUUUGGUGACAUCCCCAGAGGAAUAUUCAUCGUGAGAGGAGAAAAUGUGGUGCUGCUUGGAGAGAUAGACAUGGAUAAGCCCUGUGACACGGUGCUGCAGCAAGUCUCCAUUGAAGAGAUCUUGGAGGAGCAGCGGCUGCAGCAGCAAGCCAAACAGGAGACAGAGAAAGUCAAAAUGCAGGUCCUGAAGGACCGAGGCCUGUCCAUACCCAAAGCUGACAACCUAGAUGAAUACUAGCAGCCUAGUUGCCGUGGGCCUCUUUCUCAGUUGGCAUUGAACUGACAAGUUUGAAGUUGAACCUGAGAGCGCAUGGGAGCCUGACUUUUUGUUUUUAAGUGGGGAGAACAUACCAUUAUAUGGAGUCCAGCUACUGUGAUGUACUGUAUCAAUUUAAUUUGAGGU